Triticum urartu is the source of this 855-nucleotide messenger RNA. Its product is annotated as large ribosomal subunit protein uL5. Gene Ontology annotation, biological process: translation. Gene Ontology annotation, cellular component: ribosome. Gene Ontology annotation, molecular function: structural constituent of ribosome. The record is from RefSeq and is a predicted model, not a curated record. NCBI's taxonomy places the organism in Eukaryota, Viridiplantae, Streptophyta, Magnoliopsida, Poales, Poaceae.
GCCAUUUUGCCAAAUCGUCGCCCGGCAAACCUCCAGCAACCCCUAUAUAAGGCCGGGAGAUUUCUAGGGUUUCCGCCGCCGCAGCCACACCCAGAACCAGCUAAACCCUACCAUCUUCGGAUUCCUCUCCACCGGCGGCCUCCCCCGUCAGAUCACCAUGUCGACGGAGAAGAAGCAGUUGAACCCGAUGCGGGAGAUCAAGGUGCAGAAGCUUGUCCUCAACAUCUCCGUCGGGGAGAGCGGCGAUCGCCUCACUCGCGCUGCCAAGGUGUUGGAGCAGCUGAGCGGGCAGUCGCCAGUUUUCUCCAAGGCGAGGUACACUGUCAGGUCUUUUGGCAUUCGUCGUAAUGAGAAGAUUGCCUGCUAUGUGACGAUCAGGGGUGAGAAGGCAAUGCAGCUUCUCGAGAGUGGGCUGAAGGUGAAGGAGUACGAGCUCCUGAGGAGGAACUUCAGUGACACUGGUUGCUUUGGGUUUGGUAUUCAGGAGCACAUUGAUCUUGGCAUGAAGUAUGACCCAUCAACCGGCAUCUACGGCAUGGACUUCUUUGUCGUUCUGGAGCGAGCUGGAUACCGCGUCUCCCGCCGGCGCCGAUGCAAGGCCCGUGUUGGGAUCCACCAAAGGGUGACCAAGGAAGACGCCAUGAAGUGGUUCCAGGUCAAGUAUGAGGGUGUCAUCCUGAACAAGUCCCACGCUAGCUAGAAAGGCUUUUGAGUGGAAUCUUAUGUUUAUUGGAUACAAAGUUUGCACUAUCAAUUUUGCCUGUUCUGUUGGGCUGACCUGCAUCUAUAAUUCCACCAAAUCUUUUCAUGGUUUCAUAUUUGAAGUUGAACAUUUCAUCAACUUUUUUCCUACUA